Molecule: messenger RNA, 1321 nt
Organism: Ceutorhynchus assimilis (cabbage seed weevil)
Lineage: Eukaryota; Metazoa; Arthropoda; Insecta; Coleoptera; Curculionidae
Source: the annotation of a GenBank genome assembly
ACGACCGGAUCCUGAGGUACCGCUAUUUUUACAUAUCCUACAAUAAUAAUCUUCGUAUUGACCCGCGGUACUCAGUACAUCGAUGUUGUUUUUAUGUUUUGUUUUCGUAAAAUAAUAUAUAAAGAUUUGUUUGCAAAAAUCGGAAUUAAAGUUAAUAAUAUGAGUACUUUAGUACCCAGUCUUAAUUUGAUUAGCGGUCAUGGUGCUCUGCCUAUGCCGAUAUUGGGUUACGGAACUUGGCAGGCUUCAGAUGACAUUCUCUCCAAUGCCAUCGAUAAAGCCUUAACCGCCGGUUACCGACACAUCGAUACAGCACAUGCAUAUGAAAACGAAAAAGUCAUUGGAGACGUUAUAAAGAAAUGGAUAGAUUCGGGAAAGUUAAAAAGAGAAGACAUUUUUCUCACUACCAAACUACCUCCAGGAGGUAACAGACCAGAGGGCGUCUCUAAAUACUUGAAGAGAUCAUUGGAGUUACUCCAAAUGGAUUAUGUGGAUCUUUACUUGGUGCACACUCCAUUCGCUUUCAAGGAUAUCGAAGGCCAAUUGCACCCGUUCACUGCUGAUGGAAGAAUCGAUAUGGACGUUAAUACUGAUCACAUUGCUAUUUGGAAGGCCAUGGAAGAACAAGUUGACAAAGGUCUUACAAAAUCCAUCGGAAUAUCAAAUUUUAACAAAUCACAAAUAUCGAGAAUAUUAAACAAUGCGAGAAUCAAGCCGUGCUCUUUACAAAUCGAAUUGCACGCUUACAACCAACAAAACGAUUUGGUCCAAUUUUGCAACAAGAAUAAUAUUGUCGUGACUGCUUACUCACCUUUGGGAAACCCUGGAUUGAGCAGUUUCUUAACCAAAUUUGGUCAAACAGUUAAUCUUCCAAAUGUAAUGCUAAACCCAACAGUGCAAGAUUUGGCGAAAAAAUACAAUAAAACCGCAGCUCAAAUUUUACUUAAGCACACUGUUCAGAGGGGCAUUUGCGCCAUCCCGAAAUCCACAAAUCCUGAAAGAUUGAAGCAGAAUAUUGAUAUUUUUAAUUUCACCCUGGACGAUCAGGAUAUGGCUGCAAUGAAUAAAUUGGAUCAAGGUGUCCGGUUGCUGGAUUUUUCGUUGUUCAAUGGGAUUAAAGAACAUCCAGAAUAUCCAUUCCCAGAGCUUAAAUAGAUGCACAUAUAGCUCUAAAAAAUAUUUUAUAAGCAAGAUGUAACAAUAUAUAUUUUUUAACUGAUAAAUGGUAAAACAGGAAUUAUUUAAAAUAACAUUGGAAAGAAAUAAUUUUAUUAAUUAUUGUUAAACAGUCUUUUGAGACAAAAAUAAAAACAAAGUACAA